CGGUUUCUUAUACUCCAUUAACGCGCACACACGCUGCUUACUGAAGAACGGAAGAAAUGGCAGCUCCUGGAAAAUGCUUCCUUGUGACCGGGCCUCCUGGCGUCGGCAAGACUACUCUGAUUAUCAAAGUAUUCGAAAGUCUUCGCAGUUCUAAUCCUAACUUGAAGCUUCAGGGCUUCUAUACUCGUGAAAUUAGGGAAGGAACACAGAGGGUAGGAUUCGAGGUGGUCACACUCGAUGGCCGUAAAGGGCUUCUUGCUUCCAACAAAAUCUCCAGUCCCGAAUCUCAUAGAUGGCCCACUGUGGGGAGAUACAGGGUCGAUGUGGCAUCUUUUGAGUCAUUAGCAUUGCCCGAGUUACAGGUAAAGGAAGACACUGAUCUCUUCAUCAUUGAUGAAGUCGGUAAGAUGGAGCUGUACAGUUCUUCAUUCUUCCCUGCUGUGCUGAAAAUAUUGGAAACAGGGGUCCCACUCUUGGCUUCUGUACCAAUUCCAAAGGCUGGGAGAGAUAUUCCUGGAGUGGCAAGAUUGAAAAACCAUCCGGGUGCUGCAAUUUUUACGCUGAACCCAAAUAACCGGGAUGCAAUUAAAGAACAUCUAUUUUCGCUCUUGUCUGAUCAGCUGCAGAAGAGCAUUAGAUGUGCUGGAGUAUGAUCUUGUUAGAGGGGGAACCACCAUCAUCGGUGAGGAGUUCAUUUGUCCAGAACUGAUGAUUUUCUACCAGGGAAUUGUAAUGCUGGAAUGUUCAAAAUAUGAUCUCAAUGUAAGACACAUUUGUUUAUCCAAAUGAUAAAGAUUGUAAUAACAGUAUAACACCUGUAAUCCAAAUUUUUUUUAAUUUAAUUCCUUGUCAUCCCUUUU
Ipomoea nil (Japanese morning glory) is the source of this 860-nucleotide messenger RNA. Its product is annotated as cancer-related nucleoside-triphosphatase. NCBI's taxonomy places the organism in Eukaryota, Viridiplantae, Streptophyta, Magnoliopsida, Solanales, Convolvulaceae. The record is from RefSeq and is a predicted model, not a curated record. Gene Ontology annotation, molecular function: ATP hydrolysis activity. The transcript has 6 exons. The coding region runs from base 57 to 653 and encodes 198 amino acids.